GUGGCUGAAGGAGACAAUAUGCAAAUGAGAGAGAGAGAGAGAGAGGUCUUAAAAGGAGAAACAGAGUGAAUUUAUAAAUUAAUUAUUGAUUAUAAUUAAAAUGAGUUUAGAAUUAGUACUAAUGAGGAAGAAGACCACAUGGACACGUUAGGGGGAGACACAAGGAGACAAAUUACAGACAAUGUAACUAGAGUUAUGAGUUUUAAGAGUAUUAAAGAUUUUAAAAGUAUAGAGACCAGCCAUGCAAUUGUAGAAUUAUAAAGUAAUUAAAAUCUUGCAGCGAUCGAGAUUGAAUUUGUAGGAAAAGAAUGGUCGGUCAAUGGGAGUUAGGACUUAAACGAGAGAGUGCAUGAAGGAGGGUAAUAAACAGCUAACGAUGUAUGGUCGGUACAUGAUCAUCGUGAACAGCCAAUUACACUUAAAAUAUCUUACCAACUCACAAUAAUCUACUACCAUUUCAAUUCCAUCCUUUAUAUUGGAUCUCGUAUAUGAGUUAUGGUGGAUGCAAGAAAACCAAGAAAUCUUUACAAAUCAAUGAGUCAAAGUAGGUGUGGUUGUCUCAACGGGAAGAGAUAUUAAGCUAAGGAAAUCAAAAUCUGAAUAAUCAAAAAACUUCCACCUUAAUUACUGUCAUACAAUGAAUACAGUUAUCACAGAUCGAUGUAUCAAAACUCUUUAUUCUUAUGUUUUAUCUAUCCUUGCAUGAAACUUUAUUAUAAAAUAGCAUACUAGCUCUGUAAAUUCUAAUACAUUUUAGAUAAGCAAAAGCAAUCCAUAUAACAUCACUACAAUAGUCAUGACCAGACUACGCAUUUGUUAUAUAGUGUCUGGAAUCAUUUGCAUCCUCUUCACCACCUUUAUGAUCACUUUGGUUCUUGCGCAAACUGUGUUCAAACCAAAACAUCCUAUACUACAAACCGUGUCUUCAACUGUCGAAGACGUAUCCACAUAUGUAUCACCAACAUUUGAUGUCCAGCUAAAUUUUACUCUCACACUUCAGAUGCUAAUGACGAAUCCCAACCUUGCAGAUUUUGAAUACAAGACGGUGGAGAACUUGGUUUAUUACAGAGAUAUUCUAGUGGGAAAUCUCACUCUUCCUUCGACUACACUCCCAGCCAAAGGCUCAGCGCUUUUGCCAUGUCCUCUAGUACUUCAGAUCGAUAAAUUUGUUGCAGAUUUAGGUGACAUUUUGCAAGAUAUAUUGCAAAGAAAAAUUGUGAUAGAGACCAAGGCAAAUAUGCCGGGGAAAAUCACAGUGUUGGGAAUCUUUAAGGCACAUUUAAAUACAGUAUCGCAUUGUAAACUCGUACUUAGCUUUCCUUCAAUGGAAGUUGAGAUGCAAGUGUGUGAGCUUGACACUAAGCUAUAAAACGCUGAUGUUUUCUCAGGUGAACAUGUUGAAGGUUAGUAGGGAAGAGUUCCUCUUCAUGUAAUCAUAUUGUUUAUUUUUUCAUUUCAUUUUGAUCUUGAUGUUUGUUUAAGUUACUUCCACAUGAAUUCAAAGUGAUAAUAAGGAAAAGAAUGUGUAUGGUUAUCUCCCUGUGCAAAGAGAAAAAUCUAAACUUUUAAAGAAAGAAAUAAACAGUUUAAGUUGUAUAUUGGGUGAAUUGUGAAGUAACCAAAUGAUAGAAUAGUUAUAUGCAAUUAGCUGAGUAUACAUAUUACAUAAAAUUAUUAUGAAACGUUCAAAACAAUUUUAUCGAAUAUG
This is a messenger RNA of Brassica napus (rape), 1708 nucleotides long. RefSeq lists its product as uncharacterized. The transcript has a single exon. Gene Ontology annotation, cellular component: plasma membrane. Bases 797 to 1369 code for a protein of 190 amino acids. The record is from RefSeq and is a predicted model, not a curated record. Lineage: Eukaryota; Viridiplantae; Streptophyta; Magnoliopsida; Brassicales; Brassicaceae.